CUUCUCCUCCUCCUCCUCUGCCGUCGCUGGUUUGGCUCGAGCCGCUAUGGCUCGAGGUGCUACCGGAUGGGCUCUUCCCGCGAGGCGGCCAUCAAGAAGUGCGGAAAAGCAGCGCAAUGGAGCGCAGCAUUGGAUUUGUUCUCGAAAGCCACUCGGCUGAUACUCGCGGAAGUCUACCCAGGCACAGGCAAGUUCGUCGUAAAGCGAAAAGAACUCAGCCCAGGCUAUUACAUUGCGACUGUCGGCGCAUGCGGGAAAGGCAGCCAGUGGCAGCGGGCUUUGGCGCUUCUCGGCGAGAUGUUGGAAGCGAAGCUGGAGCCAGACGUCGUUCAGCUACAGCGCUGGGAUCAGCGCGUGCGAGAAGGGCGAGCAGUGGCAGCGGGCUCUGGCGCUGCUCAGCGAUAUGCGGGAUGCUAAGCUGGAACCCAGCGUCAUCAGCUUCAAUGCUGGGAUCAGCGCGUGCGAGAAGAGCGAGCAGUGGCAGCGAGCUUUGGCGCUGAUCAGCGAGAUGUGUGAGGCGAAGCUGGAGCCCAACGUUACCGCUACAGCGCUGGGAUCAGCGCGUGCGAGAAGGGCAAGCAGUGGCAGCGGGCUGUGGCGCUGCUCAGCGAGAUGUGGGAAGCGAAACUUAGACCUGGCGUCAUUUUCAGCUACAGCGCCGGGAUCAGCGCGUGCGAGAAGGGCGAACAGUGGCAGCGGGCUCUGGCGCUUCUGGGCGACAUGUGGAAUGCAAAGCUGAGGCCCGAAUCAGCUACAAUGCUGGUAUCAGCGCGUGUGAGAAGUGCGGGCAGUGGCAGCGUUCUCUGGCGCUGCUGAGCGAGAUGCGGGAAGUGAAGCUGGACCCCAAUCACCUACAGCGUUGGGAUCAGCGCGUGCGAGAAGGGCAGGCAGUGGCAGCGCGCUGUGGCGCUGCUGAGCGAGAUGCGCGAGGCGAAGGUGGAGCCCAACUCAGCUACAACGCUGGGAUUAGCGCGUGCGAGAAAGUCACACUGUGGCAGCAGGCCUUGUCGCUGCUCGACGAGAUGCGGGAGGUGAAAUUAGAGCUCGACAUCAUCAGCUACAGCUCUGGGAUCAGCGCAUGCGAGAAGGGAGAGCAGUGGCAGCGGGCUUUGGCGCUGCUCAUCGACAUGCGGGAGGCUGUAUUGGAGCCCGACACCAUCAGCUACAACGCUGGAGUCAGCGCGUGCGAGAAGGGCGAACAGUGGCAGCAGGGUUUGGCGCUUCUCAGGGAGAUGUGGGAGGCGAAGCUGGAACCUAACGUCAUCAGCUACAACGCCGGGAUCAGAGCGUGUCAGAAAAAGGGGCAGUGGCAUUGGGCCUUGUCGCUGAUCAGCGAAAUGUGGGAGGCGAGUGUAGAGCCCGAUGCCAUUAGCUACAGCGCUGGGGUCAGUGCAUGCGCGAACGGCGCGCGGUGUCUUCAAGCAUUAUCGUUGCUCAGAGAAAUGCAAUUGAUAAUAUUUGGUCCUGGCUUCACUGCCGAUGUGUUUGUGAUCAACAUGAGCGAACAAGGCAGGCAAUGGAAGCAGGUGUUGCCGUUAGUCACGGAGGUACGCGACUCCAUCAUUGCAUAAUGCAGUGGAGAAGCGUUGUAUGGACAUGGAUGUUGAGAUUCUUGAUCGGCCCCAUAUGGCGCCCUGCUGUGUACUGGUGCACACAGAUUGUGACGCCCGCCGCGCACCUGAAGUCCGAGCAGUAGUUGCAACGGUAGCCCUCUCAUGGAAGAGGAUGCUGGAUUCAGAGCAAAGAUUAUUUCAUGCACGACUUCUACGGGACGUCGUCUUCCACGGAGUUGCAGGCAAAGCAAUAUGUGGGGCAGACGCGAACAUGGUUUACAUUACAUGGAGCGCCGUGGAAAGUCUCAUUGGAGUUGUAUCUUGCGUUGGCUCAGGAUCGCCACCGCGGAAAAGGUUUCGACCCGUUGCAAUGCUGAGAUCAGCGCGUGCGCGAAAGGUGCGAGAUGUUUGAGGCUGCAUCGCCGUUCAGCGAAAGCUUUGAGAGGGGAAUGAACAACACAGAUGUCACCACCUACUGAGUUGUAAGCGGCACGCGCAGCAAGGCAUGCAAUGGAAGCAGGUGCUG
Molecule: messenger RNA, 2079 nt
Organism: Prorocentrum cordatum
Lineage: Eukaryota; Dinophyceae; Prorocentrales; Prorocentraceae
Source: the annotation of a GenBank genome assembly